AUGGAGGACUCUCUUGUAAUGCGAAGGCCCAAACGAAGUACCGCUGGCAAUCGGAUGGAGGCUGCGUUAGCAGAGUUCCGCGCUGAAGAAGUAGGAAUGGACAUCGAGGGGGACGUGGAUUUUGUCAUUGAGAAAGGUAAGCCAUAUGAGGAAGAUGCGUUUGAAUCAGACUUCGAGAGUACGGAUGAAGAGGCGAACCAGGAGGAUGUAGACUAUGCUGCAGAGAAGAUGAUCAUACAUGAAGAGCGAUCUGUGCAGAAGGCAGCUCGCACGAAACUCGACAAAGUGACUGCGGCCGCCCAUGCGCGGCAGAAGGCCACUUUCAAUCCUCAGAACGAGCCUUUGGCAAGCACGCAUAUGAAUACGCCUAAAGCAAAUAGGCGAGUCUCGCUGGGGCCUGCCAUCGAUGCAGAGACAGGUGAGAUCGUGGAGAAGGCGAAGCGGCAUAGUCAGCGAAGUCAUACCAUGUUGAGCACAUCUGCGACCGUCAGCAGAAUGAAGGAUGCAGAGGAGAAGAAGUCUGCCUUGCCGAAGAAAGCCAAGGUCAAGACACGGCCACCAACUCAGGUUGAGCUGAUCGCUCGUGCGCUGGACAUGGAGGAGGGGAAUACUAUCGAGCACCGAGACUAUCUGAGCAUGGAGGAGGAGAAGCGCAAGAAAGCGCGAUUGGUGCGUAUGACAGUACAGGGUCCAUUGCUGCGGUGGAUCAGCAAGUCAGAGGAGGUUAAAGUGGUAGUCGAGCCUCCUCCUCCUGCGCAUUCCACAAGCACCGCGCUUCGGCCACUGGCACCACGUCCUUCUUAUGGGUAUGCACAGACAUAUCCACAUUAUAGCAACGUGUCUUCCGACAGUACAGCUGGCCCUUCAUCAUAUGUUCAUCCAUCUGGCUCAUCCUCGAGUAGUGCUUCUGCUGCUCCACCUUCCUUCCACCCGUCUGCCUCGUCAUCUGCUGCUACUUCUGAGAAGCAAGAACGCAUAGAGACAGUGAUGAAGAACUAUGUCGUUCAUGAAGCUAAUCAGUCCGAAAAGAGCUCUCGUCCGUCGUGGCUCAGUACGAUGAAGGCCAUGUUUGGUGAGAACGUUAACUGGGAUGAACUCCGAGUGUACGUCUCCAAAGGCCGGCCAUACACUCGACCAACCCAGACCUGUUCGAUUACCGGCAGGCCAGCACGAUAUCGCGACCCAAGGACCAACGUGCCGUUUGCGGACAUCGAGGCAUAUCACAUAUUGACCAAGGUGUUGGCGCACGAGUAUGUAUGGAGCGAUGCUCUGGGCUGUUACGUUGGUCAUCAGGAGGACGGUGUACUCGAUAUUUAA
Messenger RNA from Laetiporus sulphureus 93-53, 1317 nucleotides. RefSeq lists its product as uncharacterized. The transcript is spliced from 7 exons. Gene Ontology annotation, molecular function: ATP-dependent H2AZ histone chaperone activity. Lineage: Eukaryota; Fungi; Basidiomycota; Agaricomycetes; Polyporales; Laetiporaceae. The coding region runs from base 1 to 1317 and encodes 438 amino acids. Gene Ontology annotation, cellular component: nucleus. Gene Ontology annotation, biological process: regulation of DNA-templated transcription; chromatin remodeling. The record is from RefSeq and is a predicted model, not a curated record.